Molecule: messenger RNA, 2158 nt
Organism: Pseudogymnoascus verrucosus
Lineage: Eukaryota; Fungi; Ascomycota; Leotiomycetes; Thelebolales; Thelebolaceae
Gene: MCH1
Product: putative transporter mch1
Exons: 1
Coding region: 142-1947 (601 amino acids)
Biological process (GO): transmembrane transport
Cellular component (GO): membrane
Molecular function (GO): transmembrane transporter activity
Source: RefSeq, a predicted model, not a curated record
CACCAACAUAUCAAACGCCCAACAACGACAUCCGCAUCGAAGCUCUGCGAUAUAAACUUCGACGCAUUAACCCAGGACACUGUCCUACCUCCAAAACCUCAUACACCUCACAUCGGUCUCCCAGACCACUACCACCUCCCAAUGCCCCGCCAAAUCCUCCGCCGCCCCUCCUCCCCCACCCAACCCCUCCUCCAGCUCCCCGCCGAACCCGAAUCCGACUCCUCCCCCGAAGACACCACCUCGACCCUCCACCCCGCCAGCAGCAGCAGCAGCUCCAUGCACUUCCCCGACCGCUACCAAACCCCGCACCAGCGCGACAUGCGGCGCUACUUCGCCUUCGCGAGCGCCAUCGUAUCCUGCCUCUGCGCCGGCUCUAUAACCGCCUACUCCCUCUACGGACACCUAUUCCAGGAGCGCCUGCGCUACACACAGUUGCAGGUGAAUAUCAUUUCCAUCACCGCCGAACUGGCGAUGUACCUCCCCGUCCCCAUCUUCGGAUACCUCUGCGACCGUGUUGGCCCCGCGCCGCUGUCGCUCUUCGCGGGGGUGGUGUUCGGCCUCGGGUAUACCCUCGCGGCAUUCACAUAUCGGAGCGGUGCGGCGGAGGUGGUGGUUCCGGAGGAGCAGGGGGGUUGGCCGUUUGCGUGUAUGGUUGUGGCGUUUGUGGGGAUUGGGAUGGGGACGGCGAGUAUGUAUUUGUCUGCUGUGACGACUUGUGCGAAGAAUUUCGGGCGCGGAAAACAUAAGGGACUUGCGCUCGCGGCGCCGAUAGCGGCGUUUGGGCUGAGUGGGAUGUGGCAGAGUCAGAUUGGGAGUCGUGUGCUUUAUGAGCGGUUGCCGGGCGGGGGCAAGGGGGAUGUGGAGCCGUUUAUGUAUUUCCUGUUCCUGGCUGUGACGUUACUUGCGGCGGGACUGCUGGGGUCGGUGGGGUUGAAGGUUGUGGGUGAGGAUGAGCUGAUUGAUGAUGCGUUGGAGAAUUUGGAGGCGAGUGGGUUGUUGCAGGAUAGUGCGUUUUUUAGGGGGGGCGAGGCGGCGAGGGAUUAUGGAUCUAUUAAUGGUCAUGAUUCGACGGAUGAUACGGCUUCGACUAGGCGGUUGGCGGCGGCGGCGAAGGCGAGGGAGGCUGCGAGGGAGGCGCUGGAGGCAAGGAAGAAGACGUUCUUGCUUAAUGAGGAGACGCGCAUCUUUUUGACUGAUCCGACGAUGUGGCUCCUUGCCCUGGGUUUCUUCCUCGUCACCGGCCCCGGAGAGGCAUUCGUUAAUAAUCUCGGCACCAUCAUUGGGACGCUCUACCCUCCCCUCGAACCAGGCGUCAAGGGCGAGACUAAAACUACAGCAGCUACGCAUGUGAGUAUCGUCGCCGUGACUAGCACCAUCGCGCGCAUCCUCACCGGUACACUCACCGACCUCCUCGCUCCCGCCUCCCGCCCCCACGAAAACAUGGCUGCAUCCAUCUCCUCCCUUCGUCCACCAUCAUUUCGCCCCUCCCGUCUUACAAUCUCCCGCAUCGUCUUCCUCCUCUUCUUCUCCAUCCUCAUGGCAGGCGGACAAGUUGCAUUAGCAAGCGGAUUCAUCCAGGGUAACGGGGAGCGCUUCUGGAUCGUCUCAUCAGCCAUCGGAGCUGGUUACGGAGCGGUUUUCAGCAUCACUCCUAUUAUCAUCAGCGUCAUCUGGGGUGUGGAGAACUUCGGAACAAAUUGGGGAAUCGUCGCGGUCGUGCCGGCGCUGGGGGCGACGGUGUGGGGGGUGGUGUAUAGUAGUGUGUAUCAGUGGGCGGCGGGGAAGGGGGGUGUGGAGGAUAGGGAUACGGAUGUGCUUUGUUAUGGGCGGGGGUGCUAUGAGACUACGUUCUGGGCGAUGGCGGGGAGCGUGUGGCUUGCGUGCUUGCUGUGGGCGUGGGCGUGGAAGGGGCCGGGAGGGUGGUCUCAGAGGGGUAUUGCUGUUUGAGGCGAGGUCUUUGGUUACGGUGUAUAUACGGAAUUGGGGCGCGUGGGUGUGGAGACUUGGGUUCUUGUUCUUAUUUCGGGAGUUUCUGGGACACAUGGAGGGUGCAUAUUAGGUACGCGAGCAUUAUUUUUAACCUCGCGCAAAGAUAGUGUGAAUAAAGAUGGUACUACAUUUACCUCCUACUAUACAAACUCAACACCGAAACAACAGG